This is a messenger RNA of Penicillium robsamsonii, 843 nucleotides long. RefSeq lists its product as uncharacterized. The transcript has 4 exons. NCBI's taxonomy places the organism in Eukaryota, Fungi, Ascomycota, Eurotiomycetes, Eurotiales, Aspergillaceae. The record is from RefSeq and is a predicted model, not a curated record. The coding region runs from base 1 to 843 and encodes 280 amino acids.
AUGGAGCGCCAUUCGGAGCCUGACUCUCCCGUAAAAUCUAGCCCACCACUUUUCCCAGGAAUGAGCAGCACUUCCGCGACAGAAUUCGUCGACCAGACGGACUUUGAAUAUCAUGUCCUGAAAGAAAUUCGCAGCGCGUCUGAAUCUCAAGUAUUGGUUUUCACGGAUGUCAACUCAUCGUGGGGAGAGCGGAUAGUGGACUUGAUCAAUGAAACCGAUGACGGAUAUUCUAUCAGAAAAACUUAUGAUUCGUUAAUCGGAGUUUUACGAAUUAGAGUCAUGCCGACUGAAGUACACAACUGUUCUCAAAGCUGGUGGCGUUUGUCAGAGACCAACUUACGGAGGAUUGGUGACUUGACCGAUGGUGAACAUGUGCAACUUGAUGUCCUCGUUGGCACGAUACUUUUGUUCGUUGAAGGUCCGUAUCGGUCGUCACGCAAGGAACCUGAUCUAUUCGUCCGCUCGAUUUACGACCAUCUCCCGUCCUUCGUUAUUAAGACAGGCUGGAGCGAGUCUUGGGAUGCAUUAAUGGAUGACAUGAAUCUUCUGCUGGUCGGCGGUAACGGAGAUAUUCGCGCUGUCACAAUUCUCAAAUGGAACUUAAACCGACAAACAAGAGUUGUGAGUGGAUUCGUGGAGCUAUAUGAUAUCUUCCCUGCACCUACUGGAACUAUGACCCCUCAAAGACUUGAAUUAUCUCGUCAAGAAGCAUUCGUCCCUUCCCUCUUGCCUGACCCAGUACGUACCCAACCUCCGAACAAUAUGGUCUAUCUUGAGAUAGAAGAUUUGCGGACAGUAGCCCGUCGGGCACUGCACCGUAUGAGUCUCUCCCCGGCGGUUUGA